Carassius gibelio (silver crucian carp) is the source of this 2189-nucleotide messenger RNA. Its product is annotated as M1-specific T cell receptor beta chain. NCBI's taxonomy places the organism in Eukaryota, Metazoa, Chordata, Actinopteri, Cypriniformes, Cyprinidae. The record is from RefSeq and is a predicted model, not a curated record. The coding region runs from base 1 to 1599 and encodes 532 amino acids. The transcript has 11 exons.
AUGAACUGUUACCAGAACGAUACAGCUUAUGACUACAAAUACUGGUACAGACAAAUAAAAGGAGAGCUGGUGCUUGUUGGGAGCUAUAUUGUUUCCUCUUCCUCUAAUGAGAAAGGAUUUGAAACCAAUUUCACAGUGUCAAGUACAGAGAUUAAGAAGUGGACCCUGAAAGUGGAUGUUAAGGAGGGGAUUGAUGCUGUGUAUCUGUGUGCUGCUAGAUUACACGCAGAUUUCAGUGACGGUGUUCUGAUCACUCAAUGGCCGAAGUACAUAUCCAGGCUUUCAGGCUCCUCAGUUGAAAUGCAUUGUUACCAGAACGAUACAGAAUAUAACUACAAAUACUGGUACAGACAAAUAAAGGGUGAAGGACCAGUGCUUAUUGGGAGCAACGAUUUUAACUCUCCCUCUUAUGAGAAGGGGUUUGAGAAAGGCUUCACAAUUUCUGGUACAGAGACAAAGAAAUGGACCCUGAAGGUUGAUGUUAAGAAGGGGACUGAUGCUGUGUAUCUGUGUGCUGCUAUCGUAUGCUGUGCCAAUUAUCAAGCCUAUUUCGGUAAGGGCACCAAAUUAACAGUUCUUGUGCGUGAGGAAAAAAAACCAGACGUAGAAAUCCUGAAGCCCUCUGAAAUCGAGACUGGCUGUAAGAAAAGAGUCACUCUUGUGUGUGUGGCCAAAGACUUCUACCCAGACCAUGUGAGCAUAAGAUGGAGCCUUGGAAACAAUGAAUUAAAAAAAGAUAUAGCGACAGACCCAUAUGCCAUCCAAGACAAAGACACAGAAUUGUUCAGCAUAUCCAGCAGACUUCAAGUCUCUAAAAAAGAUUUCAAACCAAAACACAAUUACACAUGUACAGUGAAAUACUACUAUGAAACAGACAAGUACAUGGACGUAUCCAGCAGUAUCAUUGGAAUUGAAGGUGAUGAAUAUGAGCCAGAAAGCUAUGUGAAUUCUGCACAGUGGAUGAAACUGGCAUACGGUGUGUUCAUCGCUAAGAGUGGACUGUAUGGUCUCGUCGUCUUAGUGUAUGUGAUGAGAAAGGGUUCACCUGGAAAGGGAAUGAACUGCUAUGCAAAACUAGAAUUUGGAGAAGGGACCAAACUGACAGUUCUGGCUGCAGAAAUCACUCUCCCUAAAGUCAAGAUCCUUCCACCUUCUCCAAACGAACUCUGUUCAGAGAACAAGACAGAGAAAUGGUCAACUUUAGUGUGUGUGGCCACAGGCUUUUAUCCCGAUCAUGUGAGUGUGUCCUGGAAAGUGAAUGGCGAGGAAAGACAGGACAGGGUCUCAACUGACGCCUCAGCCCGACAGGACAAGACAACGUUAAUGUACCGUAUCAGCAGCAGAAUGAAAAUUGAUGACAUGGACUGGAUAGAUCCCAAAAAUAACUUCACCUGCACCGUCCAUUUCUUCAACGGAAAGCAAUAUGUCACUGUCGCAAACACCAUAAAUGGUCAAAAAGUGAAGCCUAAAGGAUUGAAACUGCUCGGCUUUGGCUACAUCCUAUUCCUCAGCAAAAGCCUGCUGUAUGCGCUGGUUGUGGCUGGUGUGGUGGGCAAACUCAAGUUUUCAGCGAAGAAGAAACAAUUACCAGAGGACUGAGAUACCUUGAAACUUUGUCAGCGAGAUGCCAGAAGUGACUUUAUUUUUAUUUACAAAUUAUUGACAGUCAGUUCCCUAAAUUGUAUUAUUUGUGUAUAACAUCAAAUCGUUCAUGCAAUUGUUUUUCUUUACUUCAUUUUUUUUAAAGCAUGUACGUUUAAAAUAGAUAGUGACUGGAUAAGAAUGAAUAACUAACAACGAGAGACUAAUUAAGCAACAAGUGAUGUAAACAGUUUUGUAUCCUGUUUUGUGCAAUGACUAAAACAUUCUGCGUUUACGAAAUUCUGAGGCCUUUGUUUUAUGAGAAGCAGAGCAUAUUUUCAUACUGUAUGUGUUUUUUUUUUUUUUUUUUUUGUGGAAAAUCUGAACUUUUGGAAAGUGUGGGUUGUUAUCUUAGUUACGUAAGAAUCUUCCAUUGUAAUAAGAAAAAUAAGACUGCAUACGUGGCCUCUCUCAUAAUGAGUUCUAAAGCUUUUCUUAAAUUCCUGGAACAAUGCACAUAAAGUAAUAAGAAAAAUGCGGACCGAAAAUAACAGCAACAUCUUGAUUUUGUAAAUACAUCUUUCUUCUGAAAUAAAUAAAUAAAUAAU